Thalassophryne amazonica is the source of this 825-nucleotide messenger RNA. Its product is annotated as recQ-mediated genome instability protein 2-like. Gene Ontology annotation, biological process: DNA repair; regulation of sister chromatid segregation; negative regulation of double-strand break repair via homologous recombination. Gene Ontology annotation, cellular component: nuclear speck; cytosol. The coding region runs from base 55 to 486 and encodes 143 amino acids. The transcript is spliced from 2 exons. The record is from RefSeq and is a predicted model, not a curated record. NCBI's taxonomy places the organism in Eukaryota, Metazoa, Chordata, Actinopteri, Batrachoidiformes, Batrachoididae.
AAAGCGGGUCAAGGCUCCGUCCGUCCAGUCAGAAAACUUCCCCUGUAGUUGAUAAUGAACACUGGGGAGAAAACGACACGUCCUCCUCCUGUUAAAGUUCUGUCAGGGCAGCUGAGGACGGCAGAGAGCCAGAGAAGCGCCGACGGCAGGCUCGAGUGCGUGCUGCGCCCGGGCCGGGCCCGCUCUCUGCCGGUAUCCAUGGUGUGGAUGCAGGGAACUGUGCUGGAGGUCCAGCUGCACCGAGACACGGUGCUCCUGAUGGACGAAACCGGUACCUUUGUCGUCCAGGGCAUCAACACCAUUCCCAAAGGAAAACCGUGUUUGUCUCCAGGCAGCUACAUGAUGGUGAUGGGUGUCAUCCGGGCCGCCUCGCCGGAGCCCGUCAUCCAGGCCGUCAAAAUGGCAGACCUCUCUGAGCUCACCACGCUCCACAGACGGAUGUGGAAGCUGGAGGUGGAGGACCUGCAGGAGGUGCUGCUGACUUGAAGACACCCGUGUGGGUGGAAAUAUGACAACCUGCGCAUCAAAUGUCUGGACGAGUAUUCUGACAGUUGGGGAGGGGGGUUAGAGACCCACCUCACAGCAGAAUCUACUGGAUGGCAGCAGGAUAAAAUCAGACUCCACAAACCAGGAUCAGAGGUGUGUGCAGAGUGAAAUGAACCAUGGACACGGACACACUCAGCCGUUAAGACUGUAAACACAGAUUUGUCUUUCUGAACAUUUUUUUUUUUUAUAAAUAUACAGGCCGUCAUGCUGUGAUCAAAUAUGAGCAGAAUGUUAAAUUUAAAGAAUGUUAAAAUGUUAAACACGGACUCAUCUGGAGUA